Messenger RNA from Saccoglossus kowalevskii, 1367 nucleotides. Its product is annotated as D-3-phosphoglycerate dehydrogenase-like. NCBI's taxonomy places the organism in Eukaryota, Metazoa, Hemichordata, Enteropneusta, Harrimaniidae. The record is from RefSeq and is a predicted model, not a curated record. Gene Ontology annotation, molecular function: phosphoglycerate dehydrogenase activity; NAD binding. Gene Ontology annotation, biological process: L-serine biosynthetic process.
UGCAAAUCAACCCACGUGGUUUGGUCGUGAAUAAAACUUUCCCAUUUAUGUUGAUUCGUUCAUUUACUGGGAUUUUCCGUACGGUACGUAACGCAUCAAACAUGGCUUUCCAACUCAAGAGAGUGCUCAUCAGCGACUCGCUGGAUCCUUGCUGUGCAAAGAUACUAGAAUCGAACGGGAUUGCUGUCGACACCAAUACAAAACUGACGAAGGAACAGCUUGUGGCUGAAAUACCGAAGUAUGAUGGCUUGAUUGUUCGAUCUGCAACCAAGGUAACGGCCGCAGUGAUAGAGGCUGCAACCAAUCUGAAAAUUAUCGGUCGUGCUGGGACUGGGGUCGAUAAUAUUGACCUCAAUGCAUCCUCCAAGAAAGGUGUCAUUGUAAUGAAUACUCCAUCUGGUAACACACUGAGUGCAGCUGAGCAUACCUGUGCCAUGAUCUGUGCUAUGUCUAGGAACAUUCCCCAGGCACACAUGUCAAUGAAGUCUGGGAAAUGGGACAGGAAAGCGUUCAUGGGUUCCGAACUGUACGGCAAGACAUUGGGUAUUAUAGGAUUGGGAAGAAUCGGUAAAGAGGUUGCACUACGAAUGCAGUCGUUUGGAAUGACGACUAUUGGUUUUGAUCCCAUCAUUCCAGCCUCUGUAUCAGCUGAAUUUAACACUGAGUGGAUGACAUUGGAUAAACUGUGGCCACUUGCUGAUUACAUUACAGUGCACACUCCUCUUAUUCCACAGACUAAAGGCUUACUGAAUGAUGAAACGUUUGGUAAAUGCAAGAAAGGUGUUCAUGUUCUAAAUAUUGCACGUGGUGGGAUCAUAGAUGAAGAUGCACUUGCCAGAGCUCUAAAGUCAGGACAGUGUGGUGGAGCUGCACUAGACGUCUUCGUAGAGGAACCACCAACGAACAGAGAUCUUGUGGAUCAUCCCAAUCUUGUUGCCACACCGCAUUUAGGCGCCAGUACGGCAGAAGCACAGAAACGAGUUGCCGAGGAGAUCGGCCAACAGUUUGUAGACUUGGUACAGGGAAAGAGGUUAGAAGGCGGCGUGAAUGCAAUGGCUUUGAGCAAUGCCUUGCAACCUGGUACACGCCCACUUGUAGCAUUGGGGCAAGGAUUAGGAGCUGUUGCUGCAGCAUUGGCUGGCAAGAUCACGAAUAAAACAACGGUCAAAAUCAAUACAUAUGGUCCCGAUCUCCAGUCGGCUGCCUCAUUUCUUGGCGCUGCAGUGUCUGUUGGUUUGUUGAAAGUACAGAUCGCUAAUUCCCUCAACCUGGUGAAUGCUCCAUUCUAUGCUAAAGAGAUUGGUGUAAAGGUAAGACUUGUCACCAAUUACUAUGUUUUUUGGAUGGCGUUGAAGUUUAGUUUUUGA